UCCAAACGAGCCCUUAAUCACAAACAAACUACUAUCAGCUUUUCUUUAUUAAUUUAUUUUAACUUUACUUGACCACCAUUUUUCACAUAACUAAGAAGUACUUAUAGUAAUAAUUACUUGUACAAAAAAAGAAAAAAAAUUAUUAUUAGUAUAUAAGAAAGAAAGAUAGAAAGCGUUGGUAUGAUUGCUCUAAAAAAUCCGUUUCGGCUUUUGCUUCAUAUUAUUCGGAGAGAGAGAAACAGAGAUAGCAAAGAGGGAAAGAGAGAGGACCUUAUCUUAGGGGGUGCCUGCAAAAGAAAUCCAGCCCAAAAAUACCACACCCAACAGAAAUCUUCUGAAAAAGAAAAAGAAAUUCUUCUCCUACCCCCUCCUUUUUACCUCACUGUUUAUUAGCACUGCAAAGUGAGAGCAGCGUUGGAGAGCUUUGUCACUUCUUAUGGAUUUUGAUUUCAAUUGUAUUUCCCUUUUUCUCUAGGGUUUUUUCGUCAUCAAUUUCAGCAGCAGCAGCAUAAGCAUCAACAGAGAUAAUACUCGCUUUUAUGUAUUUCUUUUAGAAUUUCCGGAGAAGAAAAGGAAACAAUUCUCUAUUUUUAAUGGCUUAAAUCGUUCAUUUAGGAGAGCUUUUUUCUUUCUUUUUUUUUUUUUUUGGUUUUCUUUUUGCUUUAUUUGAUUGUUUGUUUUAUGUAGCUUAGAGUGUUAAGAAAAAUAGUAGAGGAUGAAUCACUGCGUUCCCGAUUUUGAAAUGGAAGACGAUUAUUCAAUCCCUUCAUCUUCUAGUUUAACUCGCCCUAAAAGACCUUCCAUGCCAGAGGAUGAAAUCAUGGAGCUGUUGUGGCAAAACGGUCAAGUUGUUAUGCAGAGUCAAAACCAAAGAUCUUUGAAGAAAUCUCCGCCGUUCAAAUUCCACGACGCCUACCAAUCAGCUUCCGGAGAGAUCCGACCAUCAUCAUCUCACCAAUAUCACCAUCAUCAACAACAACAACAGCAACCAGUUACCGAUCAUCUCUUCAUGCAAGAAGAUGAAAUGGCUUCGUGGCUUCACUAUCCUCUCAGCGAUGCCAACUUCGACCAAGAUUUCUGCACUGAUCUCCUCUAUCCUUCCUCCGCCGCCCCUUGCGUUACAUCCACCGCCGCAACCUCGGCUCCUCCUCCUCUUGGAAGAGUUUCUCAAGUUUCUGCUUCGGCUUCCGCUGUGGCGUCAGCUUCUAGGCCCCCGAUACCACCAGCAAGGAGGAAUGACUUGGAGUCGACGAGGAUCCAGAACUUCGUCCACUUCUCCAGGCAUAAAACGGCGAGGGCCGGGCAAUUUGGACCGUUGAAUUCGAAGAGUGUAGUGAGGGAAUCGACGGUCGUUGAUUCUAGCGAUACUCCGGCGAUGGCUCCCGAAUCGGGUGCCUCUCAGGCUGUGCCAAGCAACACCGAGGCGGCAUCUGGCAGGAACAACAACAAUACAUGCGCCAACAUGAGUACCACUGCAGUUACCAACACGCAAUCAGUUGGCGUCAGCAUGGGCGCCAGCAAAGACAAUUUAGCCACGUGCGAGGUCACGAUGAUAUCAUCACCCGGUGGCUCCAGUGCCAGUGCCAGUGCCAGUGCCAGUGCCAGCGCCAGCGCCGAACCGGCGACUCUAAAGGCGGUUCCGGCUGAGGACCGGAAACGUAAAGGAAGAGAACAUGACGAGGCCGAAUGUCAGAGCGAGGAUGCUGAAUUUGAAUUUGCUGACACAAAGAAACAAACGCAUGGAUCCACAUCUACAAAAAGGUCUCGUGCCGCGGAGGUCCAUAACCUCUCGGAAAGGAGACGCAGAGAUAGGAUAAAUGAAAAGAUGAAGGCUUUGCAACAACUUAUACCUCGUUGCAACAAGUCAGACAAAGCUUCAAUGCUGGAUGAAGCAAUUGAGUACCUGAAGUCACUUCAGUUGCAAGUUCAGAUUAUGUCCAUGGGUUGUGGCAUGGUUCCAAUGAUGUUUCCCGGUGUUCAGCAGUACAUGCCUACAAUGGGAAUGGGAAUUGGGAUGGGCAUGGGCAUGGAUAUGGGAAUAAGUCGGCCAAUGAUGCCAUUUCCCAAUGUUUUAGCCGGCUCAGCAUUACCAACACCAGCUGGUGCAGCUCAUUUGGGUCCAAGGUUUCCUAUGCCAGCCUUUCAUAUGCCACCACCGGUUCCUGCUCCUGAUCCAUCAAGAAUCCAACCAAACAAUCAAUCAGAUGCCAUGCUAAACCCGCUUGGCACGCAAAACCCAAACCAGCCACAGGUCCCAAAUUUUGCUGAUCCUUAUCAGCACUAUAUUGGUCUUCACCAGAUGCAAUUACCCCCUCCACAGAGUCAAGCAAUGGCCCAGCCAAGUUCCCGCAAACCAAGUACCAGUAGGGGAGCUGAGAAUCUUGAAAAUCACCCAUCAGGAUAUGCAAGGCAUUUGUAGAUUAAGCAUCUGACGCUAAAAGAACCUGGCUUUCAGACCAAGUGACACGAAACGAAAGCGCUAAAAUCUUGGCUGGCUAAAAUUUACAAGUCAAGGCCAGCUACAAUCGGACUGCUAGCAGAUUCUGUUAUUGAAUUCUGGUCGAGCGUUGCUUGUGUAUUCCUUCAGAAUCCAUAACAUAAAACGUUAAAGACAAGUCCUCUCGUGUAUUACAGGUUGAAAAUUCUUCGUGGAUUACUCCGGAAAGGUUCUUGCCUUUCUAAAGUUUUGUAGUGUAAGAGAAACAUCCUGUCUGGGACUUUUUUCAGUUAGCUCAUUUGUUAUAGCACAGCUAACAUGUAAUUAUUACACCACCAUAGAAAUAUUGCUCACCUUUGUAUGCCCUUUCCAUUUUCCCCAUAUUUCGUUAUAUAGUUUGUUUUCAAUUUGUGCAGAAUCUGAAAGAGGCUUAGACAGCAGAAUCUAGCAAAAAAUGAAAAAAACCAUCUUUGGCUUGGUGGGGAAUGUUGGUUGGUUGGAUGACUCUGGUUUGCUGACAACUUCCAUCUCCUUUCUUCCAAGUUGUUUCUGAUUCUCGUAAUCGCCAUAGCCUUUAUUAUCAUUAAGAAGAGGCCUAAACCCAGCUAGCAAAAUUGAG
Durio zibethinus is the source of this 3056-nucleotide messenger RNA. RefSeq names its product transcription factor PIF1-like. Lineage: Eukaryota; Viridiplantae; Streptophyta; Magnoliopsida; Malvales; Malvaceae. Gene Ontology annotation, biological process: regulation of DNA-templated transcription. Gene Ontology annotation, molecular function: DNA-binding transcription factor activity; protein dimerization activity. The record is from RefSeq and is a predicted model, not a curated record.